Macrosiphum euphorbiae (potato aphid) is the source of this 615-nucleotide messenger RNA. The record is from the annotation of a GenBank genome assembly. Lineage: Eukaryota; Metazoa; Arthropoda; Insecta; Hemiptera; Aphididae.
AUGAUGAAUGAAUUGCCUUCGUUGAUUCGAAAGAGUAGAUGUGAAAACGACCAAUGCUUGAUUCCUCUAGUGGAAACUUCAUCAUCAAAAUUAUCUCUAAAUGUGUACGAAAAUGAGUUUCAAAUACAACGUGAAAUUGAAGAUAAUUUGAAAACUUACAAAGAAACCUGUUCCUACUGUGGAAAUGAAAGGAAUGUAUCAACAGAAAUUACAACUCAUUUAUUUAUCGAAAUCACAUCACUUCCUAAACAUCUAGAAGCAUCAACAAGUAUUAACAUAGACACAAUUCCACUUGAUUUAGUUAAACAAAACUAUGCUAAAGCCAUUUGUUGGUCAUUACUGGACCUCACUACAAAUAUAGUUUUGAAUUCUAAUGUUUAUAAGCUAAGAGGAGCGGUAAUCUUUCAUGGUGGUGAAAGAUGUGGGUUACGAGCAGCUACUGGACACUAUACAACUUGUGCAUUAAGGAGCAAUGAAAAGUGGGAGUCGUAUGAUGACACAAAACUCAAUGUAACUAGUUCUUCAACAACAAGGAAAAAAGAUAUGAACUUUUAUUUUACAGCCUUUAACAAAACAUGUAUUAUGUACCAAUCUUUUAUUAAUGUUUUAUUCUAA